AUGUCUGCUCCGUGGCCUUUUGUGGCUUGGGGAAUGGACGUUAUUGGGCCGAUUGAGCCGAAAGCAUCUAAUGGGCAUCGGUUUAUUUUAGUUGCCAUCGACUACUUUACCAAAUGGGUGGAAGCUGUCACAUUCAAAUCAGUCACCAAGAAAGCAGUGGUGGACUUUGUUCAUUCAAACAUCAUAUGUCGUUUCGGCAUACCAAAAAUCAUUAUUACAGACAAUGCAGCGAAUCUCAACAGCCACCUGAUGAAGGAAGUUUGUGAGCAAUUUAAAAUUGUUCAUCGUCAUUCAACCCCUUAUCGACCCAAAGCAAAUGGGGCUGUUGAAGCGGCAAAUAAAAACAUCAAGAAGAUUCUUAGGAGAAUGGUGCAAGGAUCUAGACAGUGGCAUGAAAAACUACCAUUUGCUCUCUUGGGAUACCGCACGACUAUUCGUACGUCAGUCGGUGCAACUCCUUACUUAUUGGUUUACGGAACUGAGGCUGUCAUACCCGCAGAAGUUGAAAUCCCUUCUCUUCGAAUCAUUGUCGAAGCAGAAAUUGAGGACACGGAAUGGGUUAAAUCAAGGUUAGAACAAUUAGCACUGAUAGACGAAAAAGGUUGA
Molecule: messenger RNA, 606 nt
Organism: Solanum verrucosum
Lineage: Eukaryota; Viridiplantae; Streptophyta; Magnoliopsida; Solanales; Solanaceae
Exons: 1
Coding region: 1-606 (201 amino acids)
Biological process (GO): DNA integration
Molecular function (GO): nucleic acid binding
Source: RefSeq, a predicted model, not a curated record